Molecule: messenger RNA, 1770 nt
Organism: Mangifera indica (mango)
Lineage: Eukaryota; Viridiplantae; Streptophyta; Magnoliopsida; Sapindales; Anacardiaceae
Product: probable serine incorporator
Exons: 6
Coding region: 192-1430 (412 amino acids)
Cellular component (GO): membrane
Source: RefSeq, a predicted model, not a curated record
UCCUCUGGAGAAAUUAAUCCAAAGGCUAGACGAGUAAAAUUACCGUGGGCACAGCUACCGAAGAUAACAGCCUCUCCUACCAGUGAGUCAAACUAUCCGAAUCCUUUUUUUCUUGUUUUAAUGUAAAAUUGUAGCUGCAAGUUAGUAGUUUCUCGAAAGGGUGAAGAAUUUGCACGUGAGAGAGGGAGAAAAUGUCGUGCUUGGCAUCAUGCUGUGCAGCGAUGACCUGUGGGCUCUGUACAUCGGUGGCUUCAGGGAUCUCUCAGAAGUCAGCUCGACUCGCUUACUGUGGUCUCUUUGGUCUUUCUCUUAUUGUUUCUUGGGUCCUUCGAGAAGUUGCUGCUCCUCUCUUGAAGGAAUUGCCGUGGAUAAGCUCUUCUGAAACACAUUCGAAGCAAUGGUAUCAGAUACAAGCAGUUCUUCGUGUGAGCUUGGGGAAUUUUUUGUUUUUUGCAAUAUUUGCCCUUAUAAUGAUUGGUGUGAAGGACCAAAAUGACCGGCGAGAUUCAUGGCACCAUGGAGGAUGGAUAGCAAAGAUGGUUAUCUGGCUUUUGCUUGUAAUCAUUAUGUUUUUCCUCCCUGAUAUUGUCAUCUCAAUCUAUGGAACCAUUUCAAAAUUUGGAGCAGGACUAUUUUUAUUGGUCCAAGUCAUUAUAUUACUAGACUUUGUCCACUCUUGGAAUGAUGCAUGGGUUGCAAAAGAUGAACAGAAGUGGUAUGUUGCUUUACUUGUAAUAUCAAUCGCAUGCUAUCUUGUAGCUUUUACGUUCUCAGGAAUUCUGUUUAUCUGGUUCAAUCCCUCUGGCAAUGACUGUGGCCUGAAUGUCUUCUUCAUUGUCAUGACCAUGAUUCUUGCAUUUGGUUUUGCAGUUAUGGCGUUGCAUCCUUCGGUGAAUGGCAGCCUCUUGCCUGCUUCUGUGAUAUCAGUGUACUGUGCUUAUGUAUGCUUUACGGGUCUCUCCAGUGAACCUCGUGACUAUGCAUGCAAUGGUCUCCACAACAAAACCAAAGCAGUUACCACAAGUACCCUUAUUCUUGGGAUGCUCACUACAGUUCUCUCAGUGUUGUAUUCUGCUCUUCGUGCUGGUUCUUCAACAACAUUUCUGUCGCCACCAUCUUCGCCUAAGUCAGCCGCAAAGAAACCACUCCUUGAAGGCGAGGACGUGGAAGAGGGAAAAGAGAAGAAGAAAGAAACGGAAGCAAGGCCAGUUAGUUAUUCCUACUCAUUCUUCCACUUGAUAUUUGCUUUGGCCAGCAUGUACUCAGCCAUGCUUUUAUCUGGCUGGACAAACUCAUCUGAAAGCUCAGAUCUGAUAGAUGUUGGCUGGACAUCAGUCUGGGUUCGAAUCUGCUCUGAAUGGGUCACUGCUGCACUCUAUGUUUGGACACUUUUGGCCCCUAUACUUAUACCAGAUCGAGAGUUUUUCUAAGUACUCUGUUGAUGACUAUGCUUCGCAAACCCAAAAGUCACAAAUAUCCAAACUCCCAAGAAAUACCGUGCGAAGUUGAUCUGUUUACCUAUGCUCAGUUUGCCUAUUUUUCAUUUUAGCAGUUGAUAGAAUACGGUAGCGACAGACUUUGCUUGCGUUUUUCAUUGUAAUGUUCUAUAGCAGUCGAUGUGUAAAGCAGAUAUAUAUGUGUGUAAUGUAUAUGUAGUGCUUCUUAAGAAAAGUCAUUUCUUGAUUUGUUUGGUGACGUGAGGAGGAACCAACUGAAAGUGCUUACCUUGUGUGCUGGAGAUGGUAUCUAAGUAGUAUUCCAAUUCUUUUC